CUGCCAGGCCCUCCUCCUCUCCCCACCCAGAGGCCAUUACACACAGCCGGGGGAAGUAGCUCGGGUGUGGUUUGUGUAGAUAAUCUUCUAGUUACACGUUCCUGCUGUCCCAGGCAGAGAGAGAAGAAGCCGCUGUCUCCCGCUGGUAAAUUAUCCUGAUUCCCAUUAAAGCAGCAUGGCACUUGUAUGGGUUGGCAGCAGGGGAACAGUUAAAGAUUCCCCAGGAUUCGGUGCAGGCAGAGAUGCUGAUUCAGUCAGGAAAGCAAUCCAAGGCCUUGGAACUGAUGAAGAUUCAUUAAUCAACAUUCUGACACAACGGUCAAGUUCACAAAGACAGCUUAUUGCGAAAGAAUACGAGGCAGCCUGUGGCAAGGAACUAAAAGAUGACUUGAAAGGUGAUCUUUCUGGAAACUUUGAACACCUGCUGGUAUCACUGACAUUGCCUCCUGCUUAUUUUGAUGCAAAACAACUAAAGAAGGCCAUGAAGGGCACAGGAACAUCUGAAAAUAUUUUAAUAGAAAUUCUAGCGUCAAGAACCAGCAAACAAAUGAAAGAAGUGGGGGAUGCUUACUACACAGUGUAUGGGAAAAGUCUGGGUGAUAACAUCAGUUCAGAGACCUCAGGUGACUUUAGGAAAGCGUUGCUGUUCUUGGCUAAUGCCAGACGUGAUGAAAGUUCAAAAGUGGAUGAACAUCUUGCUAAAAAGGAUGCAGAGAUUUUGUACAAUGCUGGGGAGAAGAAAUGGGGGACAGAUGAAGACAAAUUUAUUGAAGUUCUUUGUUUGAGAAGCUUUCCACAGCUUAGGCUAACAUUUGAUCACUAUAAGACCAUCUGCAAUAAAACCAUAGAAGAGAGCAUAGAAGGAGAAAUAUCUGGUCACCUGGAGGAUUUGCUGAUUGCCAUAGUGAAAUGUGCAAGGAAUACGCCUGCUUUUUUUGCUGAAAGGUUACACAAAGCUAUUAAGGGUGCUGGGACAGAUGAGUACACUCUGACAAGAAUUAUGGUCUCCAGAUCAGAAAUUGAUCUCCUGGAUAUCCGCGCAGAGUAUAAGAAACUUGCUGGGGAAUCCUUGUGUUCAGCAAUCAAGUCUGAUACAUCAGGGGACUAUGAAGCAGCCCUGCUAAAGCUCUGUGGAGGUGAUGACUAAAGGAAGAAAUGUGGUCUUUAACUUCAAAUCUUAUACUGUUUGGUUCCUGCUAAAAGUUAACGCAAUAACUGCAUAACAGCUGCUAAAUAAAAAUAUAUCAACACUA
This is a messenger RNA of Pseudophryne corroboree (corroboree frog), 1253 nucleotides long. RefSeq names its product annexin A3 (gene ANXA3). Gene Ontology annotation, molecular function: calcium ion binding; calcium-dependent phospholipid binding; phospholipase inhibitor activity. The transcript has 13 exons. Lineage: Eukaryota; Metazoa; Chordata; Amphibia; Anura; Myobatrachidae. The coding region runs from base 176 to 1147 and encodes 323 amino acids. The record is from RefSeq and is a predicted model, not a curated record. Gene Ontology annotation, cellular component: cytoplasm.